Rhagoletis zephyria (snowberry fruit fly) is the source of this 833-nucleotide messenger RNA. RefSeq lists its product as uncharacterized. The record is from RefSeq and is a predicted model, not a curated record. Lineage: Eukaryota; Metazoa; Arthropoda; Insecta; Diptera; Tephritidae.
AUGGGCAUGCCUACCGCCUUUGCUGAAGAUCGCACAGAUCUGCUAACACUCACAACUGAGCGACAGCCACCCACAGAUUACUAUCUACGACCAUUUAUGUUGGCCAUCGAGCGUCAACUUAGAAUCAAUGCUUCCUUUCUUAUGCCAAAGUAUUGCUUGGGCCCACGCUUUUCUGCAAAUUAUGUGCUCGAUUAUGCGCUAGAAUUUGCAGAACGUUUUUCGGGACACGGUGGUCUAGGCUUAUUUUGGGUGAAAAGCUUUCGCGAUCACUUCAUGGAACCAACAAUUUUUGACCAAGAAUUCUCCAAUUACUUGGAGCUGCUGCAAAACACUCAGAUACUGGAAAAUUAUGUUGUAAUUAUUCUAAGCGGCAAUGGCAUGCUGCGUGGACGUCUCAACAAACUAAAGAGCGGCUUCUAUGAGGAGCGUUUACCGUUGCUCUACAUUUCACUACCAACCGCAUGGAAAGAAGAACAACAUCCGGACUUAGUGCAAACUUUGCAAACAAAUCGCAAUCGCUUGAUCAGCCCCUUGGACCUCCAUCAAACCGUAAAGCACGUGCUAGCGCUCGGCGCCGGCGUACCGCCACGAUACGCGCACGCAGCCGAUUGCCCCAGCUGUCAGUCGAUACUCAAACCAAUUGCGGCGAAUCGUAGCUGCAGCGACGCUGGUAUUGAUUGGUUGUGGUGCAGUUGUGAACCCUUCAUUGCCAAGUGGUGCAAUUCUUAUGAGACUAGUUUGAUAAUGAACUCACUGCUAUCGCAUAUGAAUCGUCUGCUGUGGAAUGCUGGUUUACUCAACGGCACUUGUCACUUUUUGAGUGUGCACACCCU